AUGUCAUUUAGGAAAAGAGGCGACGUUCUGGGGGCUCCUGGGGCUAGAAGAUUGCCAGUUGGUGGUCAAAUUCCUGGCAGAAGCCUGGGACCACAAAGAACUCCUGUAACCAGCAAUGAUGCGCAAUUAGCCGACCGAGUUGGUAAAUUGUCGAUGCGAGAUGUGUCAAAUUCUAAAACAACUGGGCAAAUUGACAGCGCUCAUCCAGGUAUAAGACCUUCUCCAGCCACUUCGCAGCCUUCCACAGCUACAGGAUGUCAGGAUUUGGAUAAAUUAUUGGGCCACAUGGGUCUUCCUCUUGGACAAACGCUUCUAGUCCAGGAACAGAGCGCGACUGAUUUCGCCUCAGUGCUCGUGAAAAACUUCGCUGCCCAGGGUAUCGUUCACAACCGUAAAGGUGGCCCCAGUUCGCUGGCCGCGGGAAACACUCAUCUAGUGGUGCUGACUAUGAACCCGUUUUUCGCGAAAGAACUUCCUGGCGUGUAUCAGGGCUCGAAAAAAGAGGCCAAACGGUUCAAAGUCUCGAGUGCCGAAUCUGAGGUCACAGUUCAAAACAUGCUCGAGUCCGGGGCCGCAGUGAGCAAGCCCUCUGCUGCUCCUGGCAAGGAUUUGAAAAUCGCGUGGAGAUACGGUUUGAAGGAUAACCUUCAGAAAGGCGCCCUGGCACGCAAUGGGGACGUCGAAUUGGAGACCUACCCUGAAUAUUCGCACACCUUCGAUAUCACGUCGCGUCUCGUUCCUGCUCCCACUUCUGCAGAAAUUACGCUUAUAUCGCCGGUCCAGCCGCUUUCAGCGGUCCUAACGCAGCUCCAAGCGGUGUUCCAAAAGCACCAGAAGAAGCUGAUACGGAUACUGCUGCCCCAGUUCUUGCAUCCAGUAAUGUAUCCGCCCAAAUAUUCAAAACUAGCGGAGCUUUUGCCUCUGUUGCACGGGAUCAGAUCUGUGGUGAAACAGAACGCCGGACGCGCCGUCCUCCUGGCCUCUAUUUCUUCAGAUCUCUACGCUCACAACGGCAAUCAGGUACUGACAAUGAUAGAGAACCUUUUCGACUCUGUGAUAGACCUUGAGCCGUUUCCGCAAGAGAUGUCGCAAUUUUUGGAGCGAGUGUACAAAUCUCAGCCCAACAAGAUACAGCACGGCCUCGUACAUGUUCUCAAGCUGCCUCUGCUAAGUGAUAGAGGUGAAAUGCACGUACAGAGGUCUGAAUACGCUUUCAAGAAUGGCAGAAAGAAGUUCGAAAUCGAGGCCUGGGGCAUCCCAGUAGAUGAUUCCGAGGUACAGGACUCUAAAAAUAUGGCUGAAAAGCCUACAGAAGAUCAUAAUCACACUAAAGUGGCACUGGAGUUCUAA
Lachancea meyersii CBS 8951 is the source of this 1350-nucleotide messenger RNA. The record is from the annotation of a GenBank genome assembly. NCBI's taxonomy places the organism in Eukaryota, Fungi, Ascomycota, Saccharomycetes, Saccharomycetales, Saccharomycetaceae.